This is a messenger RNA of Alternaria infectoria, 321 nucleotides long. RefSeq lists its product as uncharacterized. Lineage: Eukaryota; Fungi; Ascomycota; Dothideomycetes; Pleosporales; Pleosporaceae. The record is from RefSeq and is a predicted model, not a curated record. The transcript has 2 exons. The coding region runs from base 1 to 321 and encodes 106 amino acids.
AUGGCCCCUCCCAAGCGCGCUUUGUUCUCUCUAAACCUCGAUACCGACGCCGACCACGUGUACCAGAAAGUUGAAGACCACAGCAAGGACGGGACAGAUAGAGUCAAAGUCAUUGAAAGCAAAGGACCAACACACGGACAUACUGAUCUGAGCUACGUGACGAAACCGUUUGAGAAGACUGUCAAUCGCGCGGUCAACGAGGUCAUUGAAGGAAGUGGACGCAAAAGGGUCACGUAUCGUAUUCGACAAACAGAACGGAACGACGAAGUGGUGGAACAAGAAACCAAGACGAAGAAGAAGAACGCGAUCGAAGCCGCUUGA